Messenger RNA from Penaeus chinensis, 1619 nucleotides. RefSeq lists its product as uncharacterized. Bases 284 to 1378 code for a protein of 364 amino acids. The transcript is spliced from 8 exons. The record is from RefSeq and is a predicted model, not a curated record. Lineage: Eukaryota; Metazoa; Arthropoda; Malacostraca; Decapoda; Penaeidae.
AAUCCAUAUCCAUUGUCAGGGCUGUUGAUUCUGCUGGCAAAGGAGGAAAAAUACUUAACAAAAUAAGGAAAAGAAGGAAAGUUGAAAUAUAAAACACAAGAGCAGGAAAGUAGUAUAAAAUUCUUCCCGCGAAUAGCUCAUGUGAAUAUGUACACGUAGUUGUAUUAUAUUGAUAGUGUUCAAUACGUUUUGAAGACCUGUCCAACGAUGUGACAUUGCUGGGACAAUUGGAGAUUCUUUGUAAAUCUUUAAUCAGUUAUAACCAGUAUAGAAAAUUGCCAGUAUGUCUACAGUUAAAACGAGAUCUUUGUUGAGAACCCUCCGGCCGGGCCUGGUCCUGGCGAUCCUGCUGGCGGUGUGCUUCCCGGUGCUGCUCCUCUCGUCCAGCAUCCCCGCCACCAACGACGACUUCCUCCUGCACCUCAGUGUCCAGGACCCGCACAGAGGACGCGCAGGAGGUGUCUCCAGGGUUCGGCGGGAGGACGGAAGGAAGGGGGCGAGUCCAGGAAGGGAAGACGUGCACCCUCCGUCUUCUUCAUCCUUCUCCCCCUCCUCCGUCCCGUCUUCGACCUUCAAGUUUUACGUCGAUGACUAUAAAGGAAUGAUAGGCCUACACCAGGAAGACCCUCAGGUGCUGGACUGGACGAGGAGGCAGUUCAAGACCAGCUCCGCUAAACGCUACAAAUUCAAUGGUGUUCUCAAUGCGCUCGAUGACAGAUACCUAAGUGCUUCUCAGGAGUUCAUCGGGGAACAGGUGCAGAAGCUGUUCAACGCGUCGCUGGCGAAGGGGGCGCCAGGCACGUUCCUGGAGGCCGGCGCUUACGACGGUGAAUUCCUCUCCAACACCCUGUGGCUGGAGGUGGAGUCCGGCUGGCGCGGCGUCCUGGUCGAGCCCAACCCUGAGUCCUUCUCCAGGCUGCUCUCGAAGGGGCGUCGCGGGGCGCUGGCGCUGAACUCCUGCCUCAGCACCUCGCCUCGAGUGUCGACGACGGCCCUGAACCUCCACGUGGUGCCGGAGCAGCGGGCGGCGAACAUCUCGGCCGAGUACUGGCGGUCGUCCUCCCGCGGCCGCGAGAUGGAGGCGUCGCAGGACUGGCAAGGCGUGGUCAAGACGGAGGUUCUGUGCCUUCCUCUCUACUCCAUCCUGGCGGCGGCGAGGCUGACCUCCUUGGACUUCCUCUCUCUGGACGUCGAGUACGUGGAGAUGGGCGUGCUGUCCUCGCUGCCGUGGGACAAGGUCGACAUCAAGGUGUUUGCGAUCGAGCACCUGACGGAGGAGGACCUCGAGGCCUUCAUGAGCGAGCGGGGGUAUAGCCUCUUCGCCCGCCAGGGGGAGGACUGGGUCUUCAUCAAGAGGAAGUACUUCGUUGUCAACUGAGAGAGAGAGAGGGAGAAGGAGGGAGGGAGAGAGAGAGAGAGAGAGAGAGAGAGAGAGAGAGAGAGAGAGAGAGAGAGAGAGAGAGAGAGAGAGAGAGAGAGAGAGAGAGAGAGAGAGAGAGAGAGAGGGAGAGAGAGAGAGCAAAGGGAGGGAGAGGAGGAUGGAGCACGGUGUCCAGGAGAGGAUGGUGUCUUGUCCGAGAGGUGUGUAAUGUGAGGUAAAUAAAAAAUGAGUCUUAUUA